AAUAUUUUCAAAAAUAUUUCAGAUAAAUAGCGCACCAUAGUGUUAAAUCAAUAAGAAGUUUUCAACCAUUCGGAAAGUAAAACAAAAACAAAGAUUUCACUUAAUGCGCACUAAAUAAAAUAAAGAAACAUUUGCAGUGGGGUUUAAGAGGCCUUUAAGAAUUCGCAACAUAAUGCUAACAAUUUGAAAACAGUCACAACUCGUACUGCCGUUGUCAAUGUUAAGAAAUUUGUGAUAUAACGAGUUUUUCUUUUCUUUUUUUUUUUUUUUUUUUUUUGCUUUGUCUCUAUUAUUUUAUUUUUUCUUUUUCCGUUUUGUGCAAAUAUUUAUUGAGGUAGCUUCAGGGUUAAAUUAUGAUAUCCGUAAGUAAAUACAAUAACGGUGAAUUAAGGACAAAAGAAAGAAAAAAAAAAAAGGAAACUAAGAAAAAUAGUAAACACAAAGUCAUUCCAUAAAUACCGUCCACAGCAACAUGGUACACGGACCACCAGCUCGAAGAAAAUCCAGUACGAGCACAAAUAAUAAUCAAGAAAAAUGUGAUAAAGACUUAAAGGAUAAUGUGCUCGAUCCCUUACAACCUGUACCGCCGGAUGGUGGUUGGGGAUGGAUGGUCGUUUUUGGAUCAUUCAUGAUUCAUAUAAUCACCGAUGGCAUGACAUAUUCCUUUGGUUUAUUUUACAAUGAAUUCCUUAAUUAUUUUAAUGAAGGUAAAGGCUAUACAGCCUGGAUUGUAUCCAUAAUGGUAGGAGUAACAUUUGCCUCAGGACCAAUCUCAUCAUCAUUUGUCAAUCGUUAUGGUUGCCGGGCAGUUACAAUCGCUGGGUCAAUUCUGGCCUCGUUUUGUAUUGUUAUCAGUAUGUUUGCUGAGAAUGUUCUUACACUUAUCAUUACAAUUGGUUUUGGUACCGGCUUAGGCUUCGGUUUAAUUUAUCUACCGGCCAUAGUCAGCGUCAGCGUAUGGUUUGAGGCCCGACGUUCUUUGGCCACUGGUAUUGCAGUGUGCGGUUCUGGUUUCGGUACAUUUGUUUUUGCGCCUUUAACCGAACAUUUGAUCGGCAGUUUUGGUUGGAGAGGGGCAUUGUUAAUUAUUGGCGGUAUCGUUCUAAAUUGUAUAAUAUUCGGCGCCAUGUUCAGACCUUUAGAGCUACCCAAAGAGGCAAAGAUUAAGAAAAAAGCAUUAAUCGAUAACAAUGCCACACCUGCCGAGUUAGAGCCUUUGAAGCCGAAUCUACAGAAAGCUGAGCAGUGUAAACAAACGAUGCAAACAGAUACCGCCAAUGGCGUAAGCACAAUUAACUCUAUUCCCGGUCGUUCGAAUAGUGUAGAUUAUACAUUCAAAACUAGCGAGAACGGUGUAGUCAACGGUAAAUCGGAACUUUCCGCAGUCUCUAAAAGUUGCAGUAACGAUAAUAUAAUAAAAGCAUCGCUAAGUCAAACUCAUUUGGCCCAUAAGGAAAGAUCUGGUAGCGGUACCAUGUAUCGUCCAGAUAUAUUAUAUCAGGGUUCUCUUCAUAGCAUACCGGAAUAUGCACGUUCACGUACAGAUCUUUCUGGCUCGGCGAGUGCCAUCAACCGUUACGGUUCUGUUAAGCAUUCUACCCUCAGUGUAAAUCAGGAACAGGAAUUGGAAAAAUGUUGCGGUUGCUUUAGCUGUUCUAAAGAGACCCGUGAUACCCUAGCGGAAAUGAUGAAUUUCUCAUUGCUAAAGGAUGCUGUUUUUAUCAUAUUUGCCAUAUCAAAUUUUUGCACUAGCAUAGGUUUCAAUAUGCCUUACGUUUAUAUAGUCUCACAAGCGGAAGUGUUAAGUUUGAAUUCAGAACAAUCCAGCUAUCUAAUAGCGAUUAUUGGUGUAGCUAAUACAGUCGGCAGAAUUAUACUCGGUUAUAUAUCCGAUAAGCCUUGGGUUAACCGUUUAUGGAUUUACAAUUACAGUUUAACAAUAUGCGGUAUAGCUACAGCGCUAUGCCCACUAUGUACCAAUUUCAAUACGCUAGGCUUCUAUUGUGCAGUAUUCGGUUUCACUAUUGGUGCUUACGUGGGCUUGACUUCGGUUAUUUUGGUUGACUUAUUGGGUCUUGAUAAACUAACGAACGCCUUCGGUUUAUUAUUACUUUUCCAGGGCGUGGCCUCUUUUAUUGGACCACCAAUUGGCGGUUGGCUUUAUGACAUCACGACCUCAUAUGCACCUGCAUUUCUUUUAGCCGGUAUCAUGAUUGCUGUUAGCGGUUUGGUUAUGUUCAUUAUACCGCCACUGCAGCGGCAUGUAGCGAAAAAAGCCGAACGGAAAAAUGCUCAACAAAUUGCUUUAAGUUAGACUUUAAUGUUUUUCUUUCUUCUAUAUUUUUUUUUUUUUUUUUUUUCUCUCAACACGC
Molecule: messenger RNA, 2372 nt
Organism: Glossina fuscipes
Lineage: Eukaryota; Metazoa; Arthropoda; Insecta; Diptera; Glossinidae
Gene: Mct1
Product: monocarboxylate transporter 12
Exons: 8
Coding region: 473-2314 (613 amino acids)
Biological process (GO): monocarboxylic acid transport; transmembrane transport
Molecular function (GO): monocarboxylic acid transmembrane transporter activity
Source: RefSeq, a predicted model, not a curated record